CUCACAAUCACAUUCCAUGUUAAAACCAAAAAAAAAAAACCGUACAUGAACAUCUCCUGACCAUUUGAUUAUUUAAAGACAAGAUCUUUAUAUUAACGUAAUACUCAUCACAUUAACAAGAUGAAUGAAACCUCGGAGUACAAGUCGCCAAGAGAUUCGGACGGACACGGGACCCAUACGGCGUCCAUAGCCACCGGAAGGUAUGUCUUUCCUGCUUCCACAUUGGGAUAUGCACAAGGGGUGGCCGCGGGUAUGGCGCCCAAGGCGACACUCGCCGCUUAUAAGGUCUGCUGGAAUUCGGGGUGCUACGACUCUGAUAUUCUGGCUGCGUUUGACGCCGCCGUCGCUGAUGGCGUCGACAUUAUUUCGCUCAGCGUGGGUGGUGUUGUUGUGCCAUAUCAUCUCGAUUCCAUUGCGAUUGGAGCUUUCGGUGCUACUGAUCGAGGGAUUUUUGUGUCUGCUCCCGCCGGAAACGGUGGUCCCGGUGGGCUUACGGUGACCAAUGUUGCUCCAUGGGUCACCACCGUUGAUGCUGGGACCAUCGAUGGAGAUUUCCCUGCUGAUGUUAAACUUGGUAAUGGGAAGACGUUGCCCGGAGUUAGUAUAUACAAUGGACCUGGUUUGACUCCUGGUCGGAUGUACCCGUUGGUGAUGAGUACUCGGCUUCUCUGUGUUUGGAUGGUAUUGGAUUGGGGAGAAGAUGGAGUUGCCACAGCUGCUGAAGCUGCUGCUCUUCGGGCAUCAUUUCGCCAAGAGGUUGCUGUUUGGCAUAAGCUUGACCAUCCCAAUGUUACAAAGUUUGUUGGAGCUUCAAUGGGAACUUCCAACCUUAAGAUUCCCCCCAAAAAUGCUACAGAUGAAAAUCAUGCUUCUCUCCCUUCCAGAGCUUGCUGUGUGGUUGUUGAAUACAUUCCUGGUGGGACUUUAAAGAAUUUCUUGAUUAGAAAUAGGAGGAAGAAACUUGCAUAUAAGGCAGACUUGGAGACUGCUUGUCCCGCUACCGUCUCCUGUGCUGACAUUCUUGCAAUUGCAGCUGAAGAAUCAGUCUAUUUGGCAGGAGGCCCAUCUUGGCCGGUUUUGUUAGGACGAAGAGACAGCAGAACCGCAAACCGCACAGUGGCUGAUGAAUUUCUUCCAGGUCCUAUUGAAACCCUGGAAGAACACAAAUCCAAAUUCUUUGCUGUUGGACUUAACACCAGCACAGAUCUGGUCGCGCUGUCUGGUGGUCACACCAUUGGACGGGCUCGAUGCAAUACAUUCAUAAACAGACUGUAUGACUUUGAUGGCAAUGGAAAUCCUGACACUUUCCUGGACACAACCUAUUUAGCAACAUUGCGUGAAUUAUGCCCUCAAAGUGAUACCAUUAAAAUUGUUAACAGAUUUAGCAGCAACCAAACCGCAUUCUUUGAAAGUUUUGUUGAAUCUAUGAUAAGAAUGGGAAACAUCAUGCCUUUGACGGAUACUAAAGGAGAGAUUAGAUUGAAUUGCAGAGUUGUUAAUGGUGACUUAAUAACAACUGCUAAAUCAAAUGGAGGCCUAGUUGGCUCCAUUUGAUUUGAUCAAUAACAAAAGAGGAAGGCUAAUAAAUGACCAUCUUUAUGCUAGUGUAUUUUGCUGAAUAUAAAUUAGGUUUAAGU
Rubroshorea leprosula is the source of this 1637-nucleotide messenger RNA. Lineage: Eukaryota; Viridiplantae; Streptophyta; Magnoliopsida; Malvales; Dipterocarpaceae. The record is from the annotation of a GenBank genome assembly.